Messenger RNA from Humulus lupulus (European hop), 1229 nucleotides. Its product is annotated as prohibitin-1, mitochondrial-like. The transcript is spliced from 6 exons. Gene Ontology annotation, biological process: mitochondrion organization. Gene Ontology annotation, cellular component: mitochondrion; membrane. The record is from RefSeq and is a predicted model, not a curated record. Bases 168 to 1040 code for a protein of 290 amino acids. Lineage: Eukaryota; Viridiplantae; Streptophyta; Magnoliopsida; Rosales; Cannabaceae.
UGAAUUUAAGAAAAAAAAUGGAAAGAGCUUCUCUCUCUCAGUUCUGAGGUCUCUUUUUUAUUAUUCAUAUCAUAUCCUAUAAAACCUAAAACCUUUUCGUGACUUUCUCUUACUGCAUAAACCCUUGUGACUAUAUUUCUGAGCUGAAGCCAAAAGCAAUUUAGAAGAUGAAUUUUAAUAAUGUCAAAGUUCCAAAAGUUCCUAGUGGUGGUGCGCUUUCUACCUUGCUUAAGGUGGGGAUUAUCUGUGGGAUUGGUGUGUACGCAGCUGCAAACAGUCUCUACAAUGUUGAAGGAGGUCAUAGAGCUAUUGUGUUCAAUCGCAUUACCGGUGUGAAAGACAAGGUCUAUCCUGAAGGAACUCACUUUAUGAUUCCAUGGUUUGAAAGACCUGUUAUCUAUGAUGUUCGUGCACGACCCCAUCUAGUUGAGAGUAAUUCUGGAAGUCGUGACCUUCAGAUGGUCAAAAUAGGGCUUCGAGUUCUUACUCGUCCCGUCCCAAAUCAAUUACCUACUGUAUAUCGAACCCUUGGUGAGAACUAUAAUGAGAGAGUGCUGCCUUCAAUCAUACAUGAAACUUUGAAAGCUGUGGUUGCACAGUAUAAUGCUAGCCAACUCAUUACUCAAAGAGAGGCUGUGAGUAGGGAAAUAAGGAAGAUUUUAACUGAGAGGGCUGCCAAUUUCAACAUCGCUCUGGAUGAUGUGUCGAUCACUACUCUAACAUUUGGGAGGGAAUUUACAAAUGCGAUUGAGGCCAAACAAGUGGCUGCGCAAGAAGCUGAGAGGGCUAAAUUCGUUGUUGAAAAGGCUGAACAAGACAAGAGAAGUGCUAUUAUAAGAGCUCAGGGUGAGGCUACAAGUGCCCAGCUGAUUGGUCAAGCUAUUGCCAACAAUCCGGCAUUUAUCACCCUAAGGAAGAUUGAAGCUGCAAGAGAAAUUGCUCACACCAUUUCGAAAUCCGCCAAUAAAGCUUACCUGAACUCGGAGGAUCUCUUGCUGAACCUUCAGGAGAUGAAUUUGGAGCCUGUUGGGAAAAGAUAGGCAUACCGUGUUUUGAGUUGUCCCAUCUUUUAAAUGGAUUUAUUAAUAACUCAAUGUUAAAGGCAAAGUGAUUGGUAAAUUCUACAUGUCUUUUAAUAGUUCAUUUUUGCAAGAGGUCCAUUUUCAGAAACUAUUGUCAACGACUUUCAUAUCUUACACCUGUGAAAUAGAACGUUCAUCUAUUUUAGA